CCGGCACAGAUAAGAACUUCUGAGUUCCAUACCUUGGUUCAUUGAAAGGGGAUUGUUCAAUGGACGGAUCCUAACUUGGGGGGACAGAGACUUUUAACAUACCUCAGUCUUCAAUUAUUUUGCAGCUUCCUUGUUAUAUUAGUUUCUCUGGUUUUGCACAUGGACAUGGCCAUUGCUUUAAUUACCCUACUGCCAUAAUAGUUUGCACAUGGACAUGGUUUCUCAACAUGAUGACAAUUAAGGUCUUCCUUGUUCUAUUAAUUUUAAAAAUGAGAGUUAUAGGGAAUUUUUCAAUUUUUUUUACACAACCAAUUGCGCAUUGGCAGAGCCCGAAAAUUUCUAGUAAUCAACUGUAAGUGACUGGCUUCUGGCAUCCUUACAAUAGGUAUUAAAACAAAAAAAAAAGCCAUAUUUUUUAGCCAUUGAAUGUGCUAGUAACCUCCAAAGGGUCACCAGCAUGUAACUUUACAAAAAUUUUGUAUCCUCCCUCAUUAUUUGCGUGACGAGUCUAUGUAACAUUGGUAUAAAGUGUAUUUUAAUAAAAAGGUUCAAUUAAAUGUGCAAUUAGGUUGAAAAGAUACAUAAGCUGGGUUAGAAAGGUAAAUUUCUUAAGUACGAGGGGGUGAAAUUAUAUUAAAAAAGUACAAAAUUGUCAAGAGAUCAAGUUACUUGUUGAAAAAGAUAAUAAAGUCAAAAUACAUAAUUUUCAUUGUCAAACCCUACAUUCCUGAUCCCUCAUUCAGGUGCGGCCAAACAGAGCACCUCUUCGGCUCUUCUUCUCUUAUUAACUAAAACAAAGCCACUCUUCCUCUUCCUCUUAGAUUAGAUGCCAUUGUUACAAAAUCUCCUCCUCUGCCAUUGAAAGAGAAUCAACAGCCGGUACUUAUUAAGCGAAAAUACAGCAGGUAUGAAAGAAAUGAUGGUGGAGGAGAAACGAGAAGUAGAAGAAGAAGAGGUAAAGGUGGUGGAGGAGGAGGAGGAGGAAAGAAUUCAGAGCUUCAAAGAAUUGGGAGUGUGCUCAGAGCUGGUGGAGGCGUGCGACAAUUUGGGAUGGAAAGUACCCACAAGGAUUCAGAUGGAGGCCAUUCCCCACGCCAUUCAAGGGAACGACAUCAUUGGACUUGCCCAAACUGGUUCUGGUAAAACCGCUGCUUUUGCUCUGCCAAUUCUCCAAGCUCUUCUUCAAGCUCCCCAACCUUUCUUUGCCUGUGUCCUUUCUCCCACACGAGAGCUGGCUAUUCAAAUUUCUGAACAGUUUGAAGCUUUGGGAUCAGGGAUUGGUGUCAAGUGUGCUGUGCUUGUUGGAGGAGUUGCCCAAACUGACCAGAGCAUUGCCCUUGCUAAGCGCCCCCAUAUUGUUGUGGCAACCCCUGGUCGCCUCAUUGAUCAUCUUUCGAAUACUAAAGGUUUUACCCUGCGUAUGUUGAAGUACUUGGUAUUGGAUGAAGCAGACAGGUUGCUGAAUGAGGAUUUUGAGAAAUCACUCGAUGAGAUAUUGAAUGUUAUUCCUCGUGAAAGGAAGACAUAUUUGUUUUCUGCUACCAUGACAAAGAAGGUCAAGAAGCUCCAGAGGGCAUGUCUGAGGAAUCCUGUGAAGAUAGAAGCUGCAUCUAAGUAUUCCACAGUGGAUACGCUUAAGCAACAGUAUCGCUUUGUUCCUGCAAAGUAUAAGGAAUGCUAUCUUGUUUAUAUUCUAACUGAGAUGUCUGGAAGCACGUCGAUGGUGUUUACACGUACAUGUGAUGCAACUGGUCUUUUGGCUUUGAUGCUGAGGAACCUGGGCUUAAGGGCCAUCCCUAUUAGUGGCCAUAUGACCCAGGCAAAAAGACUCGGAGCCUUGAACAAGUUUAAGGGUGGAGAAUGUAAUAUCCUCAUUUGUACUGAUGUUGCUAGUAGAGGGCUAGAUAUUCCAUCUGUUGAUAUGGUUAUUAAUUAUGAUAUCCCCACAAACUCAAAGGACUAUAUACAUCGGGUUGGAAGAACUGCUCGCGCAGGACGAUCAGGUGUUGCCAUUUCAUUAGUCAAUCAGUAUGAGUUGGAGUGGUAUAUACAAAUAGAGAAGCUCAUUGGGAAGAAGUUACCCGAAUUCCCAGCUCAAGAAGAAGAAGUCUUGCUUCUGUUGGAGCGGGUCAUGGAGGCUAAAAGAAUCUCUCAAAUGAAACUCAAAGAAACUGGUGGGAAGAAGAAACGAAGGGGAGGAGAUGAUGUCGACGAAGAUGUUGAUAGAUAUUUAGGUUUGAAGAAUGGGAAAGCAAAAAAGUUUAAAAAUCGAUGAUGAAAGAAUGAAUGCAGCAGUAGCUUACAGGGUUUUCAGAUAUUAGCAAUCGGAAAUAUGAAAAGCUUAGGAAGAGAUCAUGGAGGGGGAAGAUUUGAAAAUGUAAAAUCAUUUAAGAAGCCUGAGUAAAGAUACCUACCAAUUUUGUUCCAUUUUAAUCCUAGAUGGGGUACGAUAGAAUUUUAUUUCUUUUUGCUUUUUAAAUACAAUUGUAUUGUUGCCUAAAGGUUUCUAUAUUAUUGUUUAGAAACUGAUUAUGAAGUGAAAAAUUGUGCAUUUAUGGGCUA
Molecule: messenger RNA, 2562 nt
Organism: Coffea eugenioides
Lineage: Eukaryota; Viridiplantae; Streptophyta; Magnoliopsida; Gentianales; Rubiaceae
Product: DEAD-box ATP-dependent RNA helicase 10
Exons: 13
Coding region: 908-2275 (455 amino acids)
Molecular function (GO): ATP binding; nucleic acid binding; RNA helicase activity
Source: RefSeq, a predicted model, not a curated record